AUGGCACAGAAGCAAGAAUUUUCGUCAUUAACUGAUUCUGAACACAAAGUAAGACGAGGAUCAUCUCCAUCCUACAUCGAACAACAACAGAUACGAAUGGAUGAUCAAGAUGAAAACAAACAAGCACAAAUGGAUAUUCAACAAUCAAAUAAAAUGAUGUUAUUAAUGCAACGACUAUUGGCUAAACAAGAUUUGCUUCUAGAUGAAAACAAAGAAAUUAACCAAGAGAUGGCAACACAACAGUUCACCAUCAACAAUCUUACUCAAACAAUUGAAGCUAUACAAGUAAGUAAUGCAUUAUGUCACAAUGUACUGCCAACAAAAACAUCAUCAUUAACAACAGCUCCAUUGUGGCAGUCAACAUCGUCUGUUAUUAUGAAUAUGGAGUCUAGUCUUAAGGAACAAGCUGUUAAGCAACUACACUCUAAAAGAAUCAAUCAACUUCUUGAUUCUACUCCAUUCACUGGAUCAGCUUCACAAGAAGUCUCAGAUUGGAUCAACAACUUUAGUAACAAGUGUGAUCAAGUUCAACUAGACGAUGCUCAACGUUUAUCGGUGGUUAUUGAUCUUCUCAAGGGCAAUGACACAUUAUGGUAUGAUACAUACAAGGACACAAUUCAUGAUUGGGUAACAUUAAAAAAUAAAUUAACAACCUAUUUUAAACUUGUAACUGGUACCGAUCAUUUUCAACUGGAACAAAAGCUUUACAAUCGACGACGACAAACAAAUGAAUUAGCAAUUGAUUAUUGUCAUAAUGUUCUAAGACUUUGUUCAAAGGUUAAUAAAUACAUGGAUGAUGAAACUCGACUCAAACAUCUUACUAAAGGACUGAAUGCAGCAGCUCAACUACAUAUGGAUUUAAAAAGUCCUGCCACUUUGGAAGAAUUUCUUCAAGCUCUUAUUAAGUAUGACAAAUGGCAAGAAGAAGAAAAGAAUCAGGUGAGAGCUACCAUAUCUUUUGAUAAUCGUAGACAUAUAGCAACAACAACAACACAACAACCUUUCAUCCAACAACAACCUUAUUCUUCGAUUCCACAACAGCAAUACAAUUCUCCGCAACACCAAUACAACAAUUCGUCACAACAACCACGACAUCAACAGCAUUACACAACAUACGCUUCACAUCAACCUCAACAUAACAACAGUGAGAAAAGCUAUGGUGGAUGUUGGUCAUGCGGUGGUAUGGACCAUUAUCAAUAUAAUUGUUCAAAAAACUACUAG
Messenger RNA from Rotaria socialis, 1221 nucleotides. The record is from the annotation of a GenBank genome assembly. Lineage: Eukaryota; Metazoa; Rotifera; Eurotatoria; Philodinida; Philodinidae.